Mytilus trossulus (common blue mussel) is the source of this 525-nucleotide messenger RNA. RefSeq names its product perlucin-like. The record is from RefSeq and is a predicted model, not a curated record. The transcript has 3 exons. The coding region runs from base 1 to 525 and encodes 174 amino acids. Lineage: Eukaryota; Metazoa; Mollusca; Bivalvia; Mytilida; Mytilidae. Gene Ontology annotation, molecular function: signaling receptor activity.
AUGUAUCCUUCUAUUUUUAAAACAGAUUGUCAACCAAACAUAUUAAAGGCUGGUGACUGUCCUAUUGGUUUCGCCAAAAGUGCAAACACUUGCUAUUUUGUUGGUCGAUUGAAGAAAACAAGAGCAGCUGCAAAGCAUGAAUGUGAAAGUCUGUGCAGUAGAUUAGCAAUCAUAAGUAACGAGAAAGAAAAUCAUGAUGUUUCCUCCUUUCUCGCGAAUGUACAACACACAUUUGGAUACAAGGAAGAGCCUUUCUAUUGGAUGGACGCAUAUCGUUUUCGGAACAGGUUCAAUAAACCAUGGAGAUGGAACAGCACUGGUCAAAUUAUCAAUUCCCACGCUUACAGUCACUGGAAUCCUAAUUCACAUCCUAACAUAGCGUCAGAUGGUGAACAUUGCGCUAACAUAGGACAACGCAAUGUUUAUGGUCAUCUUCAUGGUAAUGGUAAUUACUACUGGGAUCAUCGCAGCUGCGCAGAGCACUACCCAGCCUUAUGUGAAUAUCCAUUAGGCAGUCAACCGUGA